AUGGAAGAGUUACCCGGGAAACAUGUCGGCACAACCGUAUUUGUACACGAUGGCUAUGUUUAUCAUAAGGACAAGCGAUGCAAAAGAAUUUAUCGGUGCUCAUCACGGCGAAGAUUGGAAUGCUACGCGAUAUUGAUGCAAAAUGAAGUAGGAACGUAUAUUUUAAAAUCACCACACAAUCAUCCAGCAGAUGAGACAAUACAACAGCAAAUUGAAAUAAAGCAAGAAAUGUUGCAGAUGUUUCAAGAAACAUGGAUGAAACCUAAAGAAAUAUUUGAUACUAUAUGCCGAAGAAACUCAAUAGCGGCUGCAAAAAUAUCUUAUCCUAGUGUGAGAAGCUUUCUCAAUAGGGAGCAAAAACGUCGAAAGCCGGAAAUACCACAAACCAUUACCGAAUUUGAAUUAACAUUAAUAAAUUAUCAACUAGUUCAACAUAUCUUUAAGGGCACGGUGAUAUCAGAUGAGGGUUAUAAAGCAUUUAUAUUUACAAGUGACGUCUUACUAAAUACCUUAGUAACAGCAACAGAAAUUUAUAUAGAUGGUACAUUUUCGGUAAUGCCCAGAGUGCCAUCCUUUGCACAAUUAUAUACUAUUCACACACGCUAUAUGGACACACGUAUAACUGUCCUCUUCGUAUUGUGCGAAAAACGUACAAUGAGUUUGUUUAACGCAAUUUGGCAAAAAGUAAAAGAGCUCUGUCCAAAUGCGUUACAACGAGUACAAUUAGUCAUGAGCGAUUAUGAACGCGCAGCAAUGACUAUCGCAAAACAGAUUUUUCCGGAAUCACUAAUAAUCGGCUGCUGGUUUCAUUUUAAUCAGGCUGUAUUAAGACAUUGGAAAACUUUAGAAUUAGCAGCAGCUCCAAGGACAAUUCUCGGUCUUACUAUGGCUUUACCAUUAGCUCCGAUUGAUGCAUUCGAGGAAGGAUUGCAAAUAAUCCAAGAAGAAGCCGAUAUGUUGUCGGCGGAACAUCCCGCUGUAUUGCAAUUUACUGUGUAUUUAAGACGUACUUGGCUACCAUUAAAAAAUAAUAUUUCUGUGUCUAAACAGACAAACAAGUUUGUGGAAAAUUUGCAUUUUAAAAUCUUUCGUAAUUUGGUAAAACUGAUACCAAUAUUUGGAAUUUUCUUCGAAAAAAAAGUUGAAAAACUGACAGAAGGCCGUACUAUAAGAAAAAUACGGGUUCAAUAUAACAAGAAUCACGAUAAACGUAUUACAGAUGCGCAAUCUUUAUUGACUUCGGGAAGUGACGUAUCAAUAUAUAAUGUAUAUUUUUUUAAUCUAACAAAAAGAACAUAUUUGUUAUACGUUGCAGAUUCACAAAGCGAUAUAGAUGAAGAAAUAGUAAACGAGACUACCGAUUCAGUCUCAGUAACGGAAAAUAUUGAAAAUACACCUCCACGUCGUCGCGGAAGACCUCGCAUACGUGGUCGCAAUCUGAGUUCAGGAAUAACUGCAACGUCGCAGAUUUCAGUAGUCGAUGAAGGUGAAAAUUUGAAUGCUGGACGUACGGUUAGAGGUGGCAGAAGUCGCGGCAGGCCUCCUAGACGUCGCGGCAGGCCUCCUAGACGUCGCGGCAGGCCUCCUAGACGUCGCGGACGACGCGGUAGACUUGCAACAGUAUUAUUAAAUGAUAUUCGAGAAGUGGAAGAGACAACUACAAAUAUCGAAGAAACCGAAAGUGGAAAAACACAGCAAGCAAGUUUGGAAACUAUUACAAAUAAUAAAAAUGAAGUAAUAAACGAAGAUGAUCGCAUUUUUGCCACACCAGAAGAUGAUUACGGUGCUCUCGGUUUGUAUGACGGCGAACAAAACGAUGAACUACCAUUUUAUCUUGCAAGUUUAGUAUUUACAUCUACAUCAAACGAACGCAUGGGGUGCAUGUUGUAUAUGCUUGAAUACAAUUGCUACUCAUAUAUUUGGGCCAUGCGGGCACUUAUAUAUUUGUAAUGAUUGCAAACAGCAAACCGAAGACGAAAAAUGUCCGUUAUGUCGAGAGAAAUAUCUGCAAUGUAUUCACGUUAUUAUGACAUAACAUUAAAUUUAAGUCCUUAUACAAAGUGUUAACUAUAAUUUUCUAUUUAUCAUCUGUAUUUGAAUUGCUCGGUUUUUGAUCUUUUUAAUAUUAUCUCUUAAUAUAUCUUAAUAUUACUCUGAUGGCAGAAACCCUAAUUACUAUCACUUUUUCAGCACAAAGUGAAAAAAGAAAAGUCAUUAAACUGAUAAUUCUACGAGAUAACAUUUUGUUUAUUAUUGUUAAUUAAAGACGAUUAUUAAUAUAAA
This is a messenger RNA of Solenopsis invicta (red fire ant), 2283 nucleotides long. RefSeq lists its product as uncharacterized. The transcript has 10 exons. Lineage: Eukaryota; Metazoa; Arthropoda; Insecta; Hymenoptera; Formicidae. The record is from RefSeq and is a predicted model, not a curated record. Bases 1 to 1950 code for a protein of 649 amino acids.